Messenger RNA from Etheostoma spectabile (orangethroat darter), 10418 nucleotides. It is a transcript of the gene usp34, whose product is annotated as ubiquitin specific peptidase 34. Gene Ontology annotation, molecular function: cysteine-type deubiquitinase activity. Gene Ontology annotation, biological process: protein deubiquitination. NCBI's taxonomy places the organism in Eukaryota, Metazoa, Chordata, Actinopteri, Perciformes, Percidae. The record is from RefSeq and is a predicted model, not a curated record. Gene Ontology annotation, cellular component: nucleus; cytosol.
CCCCCCCCCCCCCCUCCUCCCCCUCCCUUUUCAUCAUGGCUGCUGUGUCUACUCUCUCAAGUAACGCUCGGAUUGGACACUGACUCGAUUUCUACCUUCCAGUGCCUCGUAACUUUUGGUGUGCACCAACUUCGCUUGGAUGCAAAUCACGAGCGACACCUCGUUGUUGCCCCUGGUUACAUUUAGUGGGAUAACCUUCACCAAUCACUGCCUCCACUCGGCCUUCUUUUUACCCCAAAAACAACCAACUGCCAGCCGACAACAGCUUCCAGGGCAAUGGUUUAACCCAGUUUUGCCCCUUCAUGAACAAUGUGUGAAAACUGCGCCGAGCUGGUGGAGGUUUUAAAUGAAAUAUCGGAUGCAGACGGCAGUGAAGGAGGCUUCCAGCUAAAGAAGGACCAUGCCCUGCGAGUGCUGGGCUACAUCAGCUCCUGGACUCAGAGACAAUGUCUCUGCUGCUUCAAGGAGUACAAACACCUGGAGGUCUUCAAUCAGCUGGUCUACGCCCUCAUCAACCUGGUCGUCGCUCAGAUCAGCAGCCUGAGAGACCGCCUCUGCAGCACCCAGGACCACACCCAUAAAGGAGGCGCGUCUGGGGCAGAGGGGGGGUCUGAAUGGAGCGGGGGCGAGGCUGCACCCGGAUCCCUCCCCCAGCCGUCCUCACCCGGGGAGGACGAACCUGUGAAUGUGGAGAGAGACUCUGCCGAAGAGGACGCCGACGCCCCCGACCUGAACCAGAAUAAGACCCAGAGCCAGGCUCAGGGGCUCAGCCGGCCAUGCGAAGCCCAGAUGGAAGCGCCGGAGCCUGGGGAGAGCGAUAGCGGGUCCGCGGGUGGUGAUGGAGGUGUCGGAGAAAGUGGAAGCGGUGACAACCAGGACCCGUUCAUCUCCUGGAGCACAGAGGAGAGGGAGAAGCUGCUGCUCUGUGCCGCCAAGAUCUUCCAGAUCCAGUUCCCCCUCUACACGGCCUACAAACACAACACACACCCCACCAUAGAGGACAUAUCUGCUCACGAAAGUAACAUCCUCGGCUCCUUCUGCGACAUGAAUGACGUGGAGGUGCCUCUGCAUCUGCUUGCGCUACGUCUGUCUGUCUGUGGGAAGCACGGCCUCUCCCUGAUGAAGGAGUGCUUCGAGUCGGGCACGCCGGAGAGCCUCCCCUUCCCCAUCGCACACGCCUUCAUCACCGUCGUCUCCAACAUCCGAAUAUGGCUGCACAUCCCUGCGGUCAUGCAGCACAUCAUACCGUUCCGCACUUACGUAAUACGGUACCUGUGCAAGCUGUCGGACCAGGAGCUGCGGCAGAGCGCGGCGCGCAACAUGGCCGACCUGAUGUGGAGCACGGUGAAGGAGCCGCUGGACAGCGCGCUGUGCUUCGACAAGGAGAGCCUGGACCUCGCCUUCAAAUACUUCAUGUCCCCAACGCUCACCAUGAGGCUGGCAGGACUCAGCCAAAUCACCAACCAACUCCACACCUUCAACGACGUCUGCAACAACGAGUCUCUGGUGUCCGACACAGAAACGUCCAUAGCGAAGGAACUAGCAGACUGGCUGAUCCACAACAACGUGGUGGAGCACAUAUUCGGACCAAAUUUGCACAUUGAGAUCAUCAAACAAUGCCAAGUGAUCCUGAACUUUUUAGCUGCAGAAGGCCGACUCAGCACGCAGCAUGUGGACUGUAUUUGGGCUGCAGCUCAGCUGAAACACUGCAGCCGUUACAUCCACGACCUUUUCCCGUCACUCAUCAAAAACCUCGACCUGCCUCUCCGCCACGUCCUCAACCGGUGUCAGCCUGCACCCCAGGCCACCGGACAGACGUUGUACCUGGCCUCCAUGCUGAUCAAGGCUCUGUGGAACAACGCCCUGGCGGCCAAGGCCCAGCUCUCCAAGCAGAGCUCCUUCGCCUCGCUGCUCAACACCAACAUGCCCAUGGGCAACAAGAAAGGUUCCCCGGCCGCCAGUCCGGACAGCAGCGACAACAGCGACACGCAACACAGCGGAGGCAGCGACAUGGAGAUGGACGACCAGAUGAUGUCUGGCAACAAGAGGAGCCAGCAGAGGCUGUCGGACACAGAGGAGUCGAUGCAGGGCAGCUCCGACGAGACGGCCAACAGCGUGGAGGAGGGCAGCAGCGGGCCGGGCAGCAGCAGCGGCCGCAGCGAGGCCUCCAGCAACGACGCGGCGUCCAGCCGAGCCAGCCAAUCGGCCGGCAGCCCCGGCAGCGAGAUGCACUCGGACGACAUGGCGGACAGCGAGGCCUUGAAGGAGGAGGAGGAAGAGGAGGAGGAGGAGGAAGAGGAGGAGGAGGAGGAGGAGGAGGAGGACGAGGAGGAGGACGACGAGGAGGACGACGAGGACGACGACGACGAGGAGGACGAAGACGAGGGGAACCGCUCGGCCGCUGACGGCGGGCAGCUGAAGGAGCCCCGGGAGCAGACGGAGUCGAGGAAGAGGAAGGCGGGCGAGGCGCUCUGCGAGGGGCCGAGCCAGGGGGCGGGGCCCGGCGGCUCGGGGGGCGGAGCCAAGGCCAAGGUUCUCCCCUUCAAGCCGGACACGUCUGUUGUCAUGGUGACGGCGGCGUCGACGUCCCUUGAGGGCCGGAUGAGGAUGUUGGACGCCUGUUCCGCGUCGUUGUCCGCUCGGCCCGACGGGACGGAGCCCCAGCAGCAGCUGCCAGAGAUCGGCCCCCCACAGAUGGUCCAGGGGCCUCAGGAGCCUCCGUGUCUGCCGCGGCCCGGGGACUUCCUGGGCGAGGCCAUGGGCGGCGAGCUCUUUAACUGCCGGCGCUUCAUUGGCCCCCAGCACCACCACCAUCACCAUCAUCACCACCACCACCAUCAUGAAGGUCCCAUGGUGGAGGACAUGCUGAGUGCGGACGACGUGAGCUGCAGCAGCUCCCAGGUCAGCGCCAAGUCGGAGAAGAACAUGGCCGACUUUGACGGCGAGGAGUCGGGCUGCGAGGAGGAGCUGGUCCAGAUCAACUCCCACGCCGAGCUCAGCUCCCACCUCCAGCAGCACCUCCCCAACCUGGCCUCCAUCUACCAUGAGCACCUGGUGCAAGGUCCGUCGGUCCAUAAGCACCAGUACUCCGGCAGCCAGGCCGUGACGGACAUCAACCUGGACAACGUUUGUAAGAAGGGCAACACGCUGCUGUGGGACCUGGUGCAGGACGAGGACGCGGUUUCAUCUUCGGAGGGUCUGAUUAACGCGGAGAAGCUGUUGUGUUCGCUCGUCUGUUGGUUCACCGACAGACAGAUCCGCAUGCGUUUCAUCGAGGGUUGCCUUGACAACUUGGCCCAUCACAGGUCUGUUGUGGUUUCCUUGCGUCUACUACCCAAACUUUUUGGCACGUUCCAGCAGUUUGGCUCCAGUUACGACACUCACUGGAUCACCAUGUGGGCGGAGAAGGAGCUGCACAUGAUGAAGCUGUUCUUCGACAACCUGCAGCACUACAUCCAGGAGGUCCGGGAACACCUGCACAAGUUUGCACUGUACAGCCACAGUGCGGAGGUCCAGGUCCGGCUGCAGUUCCUAACCUGCGUCUUCUCCACACUGGGCUCUCCAGACCACUUCAGGCUGAGCCUGGAGCAGGUGGACAUCCUGUGGCACUGCCUGGUGGAGGACGCCGAGUGCUACGACGACGCGCUGCACUGGUUCCUCAACCAGGUCCGCAGCAAGGACCAGCAUGCAAUGGGCAUGGAGACCUACAAACACCUUUUCCUGGAGAAGAUGCCCCAGCUGAAGCAGACCAUCAGCAUGACGGGCCUCAACCUCUUCCAGCACCUGUGUAACUUGGCCCGCCUCGCCACCAGCGCCCUGGACAACGCCUCCAGCUGUGAGCUGUGUGGGAUGGACCAGCUGUGGGGGAUCGCUCUGAGAGCUCAGUCUGCUGACAUCAGCCGCGCCGCCAUCCAGUACAUCAACUCCUACUACAUCAACGCUGGUAAGACGGGCCUGGAGAAGGAGCAGGAGUUCAUCAGGAAGUGCAUGGAGAGUCUGCUGAUGGCGUCGGCCAACCUGGAGAAGGACGCCCACUCCAGCCUCACCAGCAUCGAGCGGGGGCUGCUCAUGCUCAAAACCCACCUGGAGGCCUUCAGACGCAGGUUUGCGUACCACCUGCGGCAGUGGCAGAUCGAGGGGACGGGAAUCAGCAGCCACCUGAAGGCUCUGAGCGACAAGCAGUCUCUGCCGCUCAGGAUCGUCUGCCAGCCCGCCGGCCUCCCGGACAAGAUGACGAUCGAGAUGUACCCCAGCGACCAGGUGGCAGACCUGCGGGCCGAGGUGACCCACUGGUACGAGAACCUGCAGAAGGAGCAGAUGAACCAGCAGGCCCAGCUGCAGGAGUUUGGCCAGAGCGGCCGACAGACGGGAGACUUCCCAGGGGGUUUGAUGGGACCAGUCAGGAUGAUCUCCUCUGGCCACGAGCUCACCACGGACUACGAUGAGAAGACUCUGCAUGAGCUGGGCUUCAAAGACAUGCAGAUGGUGUUCGUGUCUCUGGGAGCUCCGCGGAGGGAGAGGAAGGGCGAGGGCGUCCAGCUGCCGGCCUCCUGCCUGCCGCCCCCCCAGAAGGAGCACAUCCCCAUGCUGCUGCUCCUCCAGGAGCCGCACCUCACCACGCUGUUCGACCUGCUGGAGAUGCUGGCCUGCUUCAAACCGCCCAGCCCCAACGCAGAGAAGGUCUACGACAACCCUGAGGUGGAGCGGUGUGAGGAACUCCACCUCCAUGCAGAGAAUCUGUCUCGCCGGGUUUGGGAGCUGCUGAUGCUUCUUCCUACGUGUCCCAAGAUGCUUCAGGCCUUCCAGAACAUCUCCGACGACACGAAUGGGGAGGGUCUGUGCUGGAAGGAGCUGCUGAGGAUAAAAAGUCCCCACAAGUUGCUGUACGCCCUGGAGAUCAUCGAGGCGCUGGGCAAACCCAACAGACGCAUUCACAGAGAGUCCACUGGCAGCUACAGUGAUCUGUAUCCGGACUCUGACGACUCCAGUGAGGAUCAGAUAGAAAACAGCAAGAACACCUGGAGCUGCAAGUUUGUUUCCUCUGGAGGCCUGCAGCUACUCCUGGAGAUCUUUAACUCAGGCAUCCUGGAGCCCAAAGACCAGGAGUCCUGGACUGUGUGGCUGCUGGACUGCCUGGCCUGCCUGCUGAAGUUGGUCUGCCAGUUUGCGGUGGACCCCGCAGACCUGGACCUGGCCUACCACGACGUCUUCUCCUGGUCCGGCCUCGCCGACAGCCAACGCAAGCGGGCCUGGCCGGGCAAAUCCCGCAAGUCCACGGUGGAGCACGGGAAAGGCCUGCACAUCCCUCGGCUGACGGAGGUGUUCCUCAGCCUCGUUCAGGGUACCAUCCUCAUCCAGCGUUUGAUCAACGUGGCCUACACUUACGACAACCUCGCACACAGAGUUCUAAAGGCUCAGUCUGACCACCGGUCCCGUUAUGAAGUGACCCACUACUCCAUGUGGCUGCUGGUGAGCUGGGCGCACUGCUCCUCCACGGUGAAGUCCAGUCUGGCCGACAGCGACCACCUGCACGACUGGUUGAAGAAGCUCACCCUGCUGGUGCCCGAGCCGGCCGUGAGACACGAGGCGUGCAACGGCCUCUACAAGCUCUCUCUCUCUGGCUUGGAGAGCGGAGAGUCCAUCAACAGGUCCUUCCUGCUGCUCGCCGCCUCCACGCUCCUCAAGUUCCUGCCUGACGCACAGGCGCUCAAACCACUCAGGGUGGAGGACUACGAAGAGGAGCCUCUGUUGCGGACGGGCUGUAAGGAAUACUUCUGGCUGCUCUGUAAACUCAUCGACAACAUUCACGUUAAAGACGCCAGCCAGACCACCUUGCUGGACCUGGACGCUCUGGCCCGACACCUCGCCGACUGCAUCAGGAGCCGGGAGAUCCUGGACCAGCAGGACGGCGCGAUCGAGGACGACGGGCUGACGGGCCUCCUGCGUCUCGCCACCAGCGUCCUCAAACACAAGCCCCCCUUCAAGUUCUCCCGCGAGGGGCAGGAGUUCCUGCGCGACGUCCACAACCUGCUCUUCCUGCUGCCCAGCCUGGCCGACCGCGCUCAGCCCAAAUGCAAGUCCCACGCCGCCCGCGCCGCCGCCUACGACCUGCUGGUGGAGACGGUGAAGGGCUCCGUGGAGAACUACCGGCUGCUCCACAACUGGGUCAUGUCGCAGCACAUGCAAGCCUCUCACGCCCCGUACAAGUGGGACUACUGGCCCCACGACGACGUCCGGGCCGAGUGCCGCUUCGUGGGCCUGACUAACCUGGGAGCAACCUGUUACCUGGCCUCCACCAUCCAGCAGCUCUACAUGAUCCCCGAGGCCCGCCAGGCGGUCUUCACCGCCAAGGGCGUCAUGUCGAGGCGCAGCGGAAAGGAGAAGUGGGUGUUCACCUUCUCCUUCAUCAUCGUCACCAUGUUGAAGUGUGUCACCUCUGGUGUUGAAACUCAGGAUCCGUGGCAGCUUUUUGAAACGCCCUUUGAGAGAGAGACAAAGCAGUUUUUCCAGGAAUCUCUGGAUGAGGUGACGAUCAAAGACACUCUGGAGGGCGACAACAUGUACACCUGCUCCCAGUGUGGCAAGAAGGUCCGUGCAGAGAAAAGGGCGUGUUUCAAAAAGCUGCCACGGAUCCUGAGUUUCAACACCAUGAGGUACACCUUCAACAUGGUGACGAUGAUGAAGGAGAAGGUGAACACCCACUUCUCCUUCCCGCUGCGCCUCGACAUGACGCCCUACACCGAGGACUUCCUCAUGGGCAAAGGGGAGCGCAAAGAGGGUUUUCGGGAAGAGGGCGAGGCAAAAGUCACGGAGAGCUACGAGUACGACCUCAUCGGCGUCACGGUGCACACGGGCACCGCCGACGGCGGCCAUUACUACAGCUUCAUCAGAGACAUAGUCAACCCACACGCCUACAAGAACAACAAGUGGUACCUGUUCAACGAUGCCGAGGUGAAGCCCUUCGACUCGGCCCAGCUGGCCUCCGAGUGCUUCGGGGGGGAAAUGACGACUAAAACCUACGACUCCGUCACCGACAAGUUCAUGGACUUCUCUUUCGAGAAGACACACAGUGCCUACAUGCUCUUCUACAAGAGGGUGGAGCUGGAGGAGGAGAACGGGAAGGACUUCAGCUUUGACGUCUCUCCUGAUCUGCUGGAGUGGAUUUGGCACGACAACAUGCAGUUCCUCCAGGAUAAAAAUAUAUUUGAACACACCUACUUUGGUUUCAUGUGGCAGCUCUGCAGCAGCAUUCCCAGCACGCUACCGGACCCCAAAGCCGUCUCCCUCAUGACCGCUAAGCUCAGCACGUCCUUUGUCCUCGAGACGUUCAUUCACUCCAAGGAGAAGCCCACCAUGCUGCAGUGGAUCGAACUCCUCACCAAACAGUUCAACAACAGCCAGGCCGCCUGCGAGUGGUUUUUGGAUCGGAUGGCUGACGACAACUGGUGGCCGAUGCAGAUCCUCAUAAAGUGCCCCAAUCAGAUAGUCCGACAAAUGUUCCAGAGGUUGUGUAUUCACGUCAUCCAGAGGCUGCGUCCGGUCCACGCUCACCUCUACCUGCAGCCCGGCAUGGAGGACGGCUCCGACGACAUGGACGGUCCGGUGGAGGACAUCGGCAGCCGGUCCUGCGUCACCCGCUUCGUGAAGACGCUGCUGUCCAUCAUGGAGCACGGCGUCAAGCCCCACAGCAAACACCUGACGGAGUACUUCGCCUUCCUCUACGAGUUCGCCAAGAUGGGCGAGGAGGAGAGUCAGUUCUUGUUGUCACUACAAGCUAUUUCCAUCAUGGUGCACUUCUACAUGGGAACCAAAGGCCCUGAGAAUCCUCAGGUGGAGGUGCUGUCGGAGGAGGAGGGAGAGGAGGAGGACGAGGAGGAGGACAUCCUGUCCCUGGCGGAGGAGAAGUAUCGUCCUGCAGCUCUGGAGAAGAUGAUCGCCCUCAUCGCUCUGCUGGUGGAGCAGUCUCGCUCCGAGCGACACCUGACUCUGUCUCAGAGCGACAUGGCGGCGCUGACCGGAGGGAAAGGCUUCCCCUUCCUCUUCCAGCACAUCAGAGACGGCAUCAACAUCCGGCAGACCUGCAACCUCAUCUUCAGCCUCUGUCGCUAUAACAACCGCCUGGCCGAGCAUAUCGUGUCGAUGCUCUUCACCUCCAUCGCUAAGCUGACUCCUGAGGCGGCCAAUCCUUUCUUCAAGCUGCUGACGAUGUUGAUGGAGUUUGCGGGCGGACCACCGGGGAUGCCCUCCUUCGCGUCCUACAUCCUCCAGAGGAUCUGGGAGGUGAUCGAGUACAACCCGUCCCAGUGUCUGGACUGGCUGGCGGUCCAGACUCCCCGGAACAAGCUGGCCCACAGCUGGGUGCUGCAGAACAUGGAGAACUGGGUGGAACGCUUCCUGCUGGCACACAACUACCCCCGGGUCCGCACAUCGGCGGCGUACCUCCUCGUCUCGCUCAUCCCCAGCAACUCCUUCCGCCAGAUGUUUCGCUCCACGCGCUCCCUCCACCUGCCGACCCGCGAGCUGCCGCUGUCCCCCGACACCACCGUGGUCCUCCACCAGGUCUACAACCUGCUGCUGGGGCUGCUGGGACGCGCCAAGCUGUACGUGGACGCCAGCGUUCACGGCACCACCAAGCUGGUGCAGUACUUCAGCUUCAUGACGUACUGCCUCAUCUCCAAGACGGAGAAACUCAUGUUCUCCGGGUACUUCAUGGACCUGUGGAACCUCUUCCAGCCCAAGCUGUCGGAGCCGGCCAUCGCCACCAACCACAACAAGCAGGCGCUGCUGUCCUUCUGGUACAACAUGUGCGUGGACUGCCCGGAGAACGUGCGCCUGGUGGUGCAGAACCCCGUGGUGACCAAGAACAUCGCCUUCAACUACAUCCUGGCCGACCACGACGACCAGGAGGUGGUGCUCUUCAACCGCGGCAUGCUGCCCGCCUACUACGGCAUCCUGCGCAUGUGCUGCGAGCAGUCGCCCGCCUUCACGCGCCAGCUCGCCUCGCACCAGAACAUCCAGUGGGCCUUCAAGAACCUGACGCCGCACGCCAGCCAGUACCCCGGGGUGAGCAGAAGCGUGGAGGAGCUGUUCAACCUGAUGCAGCUGUUUGUGGCGCAGCGAGCCGACAUGCGCAGAGGAAGAGCUCGAGACGUCAAGCAGUUCAAGAAAACCACCAUCAGCUGCUACCUGCGCUGCCUGGACGGCCGCUCCUGCUGGACCACGCUCAUCAGUGCCUUCAGGGUCUGCUGGAGGGAACGGGACGAGGGGACCGGAUGCUGGUGGUCUGCAACAGGGGCUCAUCGCAUGACUGAGUCCUUCAACACUCUGCACAUGAUGUACCACGAGGCGACGGCGUGCCACGUCACCGGGGACCUGGUGGAGCUGCUCUCCAUCUUCCUGUCCGUCCUCAAAGCCACCCGGCCGUACCUGCAGCGCAAAGAUGUGAAGCAGGCUCUGAUCCAGUGGCAGGAGAGGAUCGACUUUGCUCACAAGCUGCUCACACUUCUCAACUCCUACAGCCCCCCCGAGCUCCGCAACGCCUGCCUUGAUGUUCUAAAGGAACUGGUUUUGCUGAGUCCUCACGACUUCCUGCACACUCUGGUCCCCUUCCUGCAGCACAACCACUGCACCUACCACCACAGCAACAUCCCCAGGUAAGGACGAGGUGUACGACCGGAUGCUGCUGGACUACUUCCUGUCCUACCACCAGUUCAGCCACCUGCUGUGUCGCGUCGCCAUCAACUGCGAGAAAUUCACCGACACACUCGUCAAACUGAUCCGUUCUGGCUAAGACGUGUGUGAAGCUGCUGUGCGAGGAUCCGGCCUUCAGCGAGUACAUCAAGUGCAUCCUGAUGGACGAGAGGACGUUCCUGAACAACAACGCGGCGUACUCCUUCCUCACCUGCUUCCUGCACAAGGUAGACAAAAACCCCGGGACGCCCCAAAGCAGAGUCACGUCCUGUCUCUGGGACUUCCUGUCUCCGUGUCCUGUGGGUUUCUCCUCUGCCACGCCGGCACCACACAGCGUGAACACAGAUUAUGAGCCAAUCUUUUGCUCCUGUCGUCACCAAAAUGAAAGAGACAGCAUCGACCGGAGGCUGGCCGGCACUCACCGCCUGGAGUCAGCAAGGACAAGCGGCCUGCUGAACGCCGACCUGAGGGCGUUGGUGCUGCUGCUGUCCGUGCAGCCCCCCCAGACCGUGGACCCUGCUCUGUGCCCCGCGCUGCAGGAGCUGCUGGACCGCUGCCGUGUGUGUGUCCAGCAGCGCAGCGCUCUGGAGCUCGAGGCCAAGGACCAGAAGGCCAAAGGGGGCCAGGUUUCCAGGGGCCAGGUUCAGGGUGCUAGGGACCAGGGCAGGGACCAGGGCCAUGUUCCAGAGGCAAGGGCUAGGGACCAGGUUCCAGAGGCCAGGGGCUAG